This is a messenger RNA of Varroa destructor (honeybee mite), 4297 nucleotides long. Its product is annotated as equilibrative nucleoside transporter 1-like. Gene Ontology annotation, biological process: nucleoside transmembrane transport. The record is from RefSeq and is a predicted model, not a curated record. NCBI's taxonomy places the organism in Eukaryota, Metazoa, Arthropoda, Arachnida, Mesostigmata, Varroidae. Gene Ontology annotation, molecular function: nucleoside transmembrane transporter activity. Gene Ontology annotation, cellular component: plasma membrane.
AUGACAAUAUUCGUGAGUUUCGCUCACCGUAAGUAGAGGGUUGCUCUUCUCAGCCCGCCUCUGGCUGUCUGUAGUUGCCAGUCGCCGCUUGCCUGUGCCGGCGGACAUUAGUCGCCCGCUGUCGGAAUACGUUGAAAUAAAAUUCGUUCAUCCAUUCGUUGACUGUGCUCGGCAGAUGAUCAGAAGGGUAGAGAGUAACGGCAGUUUUUAGAAGGACCAUACCUCUCCCAUCUGUUUGUGUUUCUGCGCUAGCUGCCGUUUUGUUAGCAACAGCAGCAGAAUAAGGGCUUGCAGGAGGCAAAACUUCACCUCUGUUUAUACCUGUUUAGUGCGUCAAGUUGGUGAUUCCCAGGAUGUGUCAUUGUGUCCAUUCGUACAACUUUUGCCAUUAACCCCAUAUUUGCUUACCAUGUAAACGCAUGCCUAAUGUUAACAUUUUAGGCGGUCCUUACAAACUUUUUUGUUGGUGUGAUACUGUCAAAUGGGACUAGAAAAGAAAAAAAACACUCACACCGAGAACUUUUAUCACAUGUAUAGCCGCCACUACCUCCGGCCUAGAUCCUAUAAUCUGUCCGAAGGUCAUAGUGCUCUUCAUAGUUGCCAUUCAGACCGGGCUCAAACAGCGGAAUAAUAUGAAGCAAUUAGGGGCAGUACGUCAUCUCGUCGUCAACCUCAUUCUAUUCUUGAUUACUGCAGCAACUCGAUGAAGCUGCUCUACAAGGUUCGUCCGUUCGUUCUUUUUCAAUGUGAGAUUUUUCUCAGGAAGAGUGCCGCUACGAAGAAUAAACACCGGUGACUCACCUAGAACAUGUGUCUGUGUGUUACAGAUCUUCACAGUAACCAUCCGGAAAAAGUCUACUUCAGAGGAGUCAGAAAACACGGAGAAAAUCUACACUAUAUUACUUAUAUUUUUAUCUAACUUCUAUAAAGAUGAUUCAGGGGAAACAUAAUUCAUCAACAAAUGGAUUGAAAGGUCCAAAACUUUUCGAUAACCGACACAACGAACAUCUAACUCAAAACAGCCUUGACCGUCUCAACAUCGUCGUAUUGACGUUUCGCAAGAAGUCGUGAAAGGGUCCAACAAUGUCUUCAGUCAAGCUGAACGAUCCUCUUGCGCCAACGUACCGACGUAAUUACCGCACUCACCUUGCGCUAGAAAGCGACCCAGUUGACUCCGCUUGCUGUUACGUUACGAAUAGUCAGUGUUCGGUGAAUAGAAGUAACUGUACACGACUGGGUCACCGAACAAGUGGUUCGACUGAGGCUAGCCCUAGAAGUACUCGGACUGGCGUUGAAACAGUGGAUGAUGAAGCUCCACUUCUGUCAAGGUGCUCUAGAGUUUCGGAUGGUACUACUGCGAGCUCGCUAGUACCGGACCACCCUGGUGACGCUCCCAAAGACCGUAAUGGCAUGGUUCGCAUGGCGUUCUUCCUCUUUGGCCUUGUAUCACUCUUACCAUGGAAUUUUUUCAUUACUGCUUCAGAGUAUUGGAUGUUCAAGUUCAGGGAUGUACCAAAUGCUGCAGGACAUGGUACCGCUUCAACAACAGCAGCACGACCGCAGCACGUAUUACAAACAGAGACACUUCUUUCAACGAUUCUGAAUGAUCUAGCUAAGACACCUUUACAGAGCGAAUUUUUUUCUGCUGUAUCAAUUGCUUCAAACGUCCCGUUUUUGAUCAUUCUCUACCUGGCAGCAUUGCUUAAUGAGAAAGUUCCGACCCGCAUUCGAAAUCCAGCUGCCCUUAUAACUACGGCACUUCUGUUUGCUUCUGUGACAGUGCUCGUUGUCGUCGACACAGACCUAUGGCAAGUGUGGUAUUACCGAUUGACGCUAGCACAGAUGCUACUCGUGGCGGCUUCGGCUGCCGUCUUUCAGGGAGGGAUAAUAGGUGUUGCGUCGACAUUUCCCAGUGAAUACACUCACGCCUGUAUUAUUGGUCAAUCUGCUGGCGGAGUGGUCGCCUCUGUGCUUCAGGUGGCCGUAUUAUUACUGAACGUUUCUGCCAUAAUAUCUGGGCUUAUUUAUUUUCUUCUUGCUUUGGCCUUGUUAAUCUUCAGCGUAUUCGUCCUUUUUCGAACUCAGCGGUCGGCGUUUUAUCUUUAUUACUUGAAAUGUGCAUUGGCAUCUACCAGAGGACAAAUACAAGCGGCGAGCGUGGCUAGUAGCGGCGUCGUUGAUGACGGCUACGGAAGUACUUACGAGAGCAACUUCGAAGUGAAGGUGCGCACUGGCCUCGUUGUGCGAAAGCUGUGGCACUAUUGCAUAACGUUAGUACUCAUUUAUGUCGGGACGAUCGGCGUUUUCCCAGGCGUUCUUGUUCAUGUGAAGGCCUCUGGAUCGCCUAGCGCGCUGUGGACACGUCUCUUCACGCCAGUGGCUUGUUUUUUUGUAUUCAACGUCGGCGACCUUGUCGGUCGGUUAUUAGCGUCGACGUCGUGGGCCGCUUUUCCCGCUCGCCGCGAAAAUCUGCUUGUCGGUUUGACAAUGAUGCGACUAAUGUUUCUGCCAUUACUUUUCGCUUGCAACGUCGAGCCGCGUGCGACACCAUCGAUGCCAUUACCUGUCCUGUUCAACUCGGACCUGGCCUUUGUCACGCUCAACGCACUGUUUGCUGUAUCCAAUGGCUACUUGACAUCUGCUGCCAUGGUCCUCGGACCAAGGAAACUGGAAUACUUCCUCCAAGAGAAGGCAGGAGUAAUAUUGGUUGCCAUGCUUGCUACCGGUAUGACCUUGGGCAGUGUGGUCUCUCUGCUCUUUGUACGAGCGUUCUUUCAUCCAUCGCAGAAAUAAAUGGAAUCAUGGACUUUCAUUGUGUUCGUAUAUGGCUAAGUGACUCGACGAGGCUUAAUAGCUAGUGAGUUUGUUGUCGAAUUGCCAAACUGCGAUGAUGGAUUACCACGAAAGAAGACAGUGAAUCGAACAGCAGACGUACUUCAGUACACAUGUUCAAUGAAACAGUUCCAAGUACGUCUGAAACGGAAUAUCGACGAAUACACGUACAGAUAUAUAUCUAGGUAGAAAGUUGAGGGGCUACGUGUCCAUAUCGUGUUGUAUAUAUUCGCUGUACACGUAGCCAAUUUAGACGCAAAGCUAUUUAUAUAAUGACAUUAGCUAAAAAGGGGCAAGUAUAUGAUAUUAUUAGGCUAAAUAACGAUGUUGCCUCGAUGAAAAGUAGAAAGGUUAAUUAUAUUUCUUUGAGAUACGUUGCAAAUUGUUAGUAGGAGAUUUCCGAGAUGCACGUCAAUCGUUUGUGUUUGUCGAUUGUUUCCAUAGCAUUGAUUACUGGCACAUCAUAGUUUCUGCUUAAAAGUGCUAGUGCAUUUAGGUUAGAGGAGCAAACAGCGUGACAGAUUAUGUGCCACGUUUUUCACAAAUUAUCCAAGUUACAUUUGCGAGAAAAUGUAUAGCAGCAUUUUGUUACAGUUUGUUAUUCAAUACACCACUUUUGCCGACAUGAUAAAAUAGGAAAGCCUAAGCGUCACUACUACUAUUGUCGCACGAUGGCUAGAUCUCACCAAGAAUACAAUGUAAUAACGGCGCAUCAAUUGCAAAAAAUGACGGAUGAACGUAAACUAGAGGAAGUCGAGUUGUAGUUUGUCUUACUUUCUUAUUUUCUAAGUGUAAAUGGAUAGUGAGCAAAUGCAUGUAUAUGAUGCCAUGUGGGCGUCUCUGUAAUACAAAAUGUGCACGGUCUUUUAUUAAUUGUUCACACUUCUUGUUAAACAGGGUAGACAAUGGAAUCAGUUUUUGCUUAAAAUGUGCCCAAAAUGCCAAGACCGAACGAGUAACGAAACACGUUUAGACUGAGUAGUUCACGCAACUCCAUCAAUCACUAAAAAUUCAAUAAUACCCAAUGAAGUUUAUCACAUGUUGUCCGUAGAUAUCGACUGGGAUCAGAACGUCUAAAAAUAAAUGUUCUCUGUUUUACGUAGAUUACGAACCAUCGCUUCUGACAGCUGGUUCCCACUAUAGGACCACAACGUGUCCCCAGGUUUAGUAGGAAAUUACGUUACUACUGCGUCAUCAAGGGGACCAACGGCAGAAUUUAGAAGCCUGCAAUAUAUAAGCCUAAUACUUGACAACAGUUUUCACAGCGGGCCUACUUGAAUGUUUAUCGAUGUGCUAUAGUCUCACUGAAGGUUCUUUAUUACUAGAUACUAAUAGAGUUAAUAAGCCGAGAGAAUCGAUAACAAGUAACUCUCUAUUUGCUGAUAGAUGUAAGUACUCAUUCGUAUGGUGCAGCAUCAGACUUUUCUAUUUAGCGUACGAGGACUAAAUUAAAUUAGCAAUAAAU